Messenger RNA from Plectropomus leopardus (leopard coralgrouper), 1785 nucleotides. It is a transcript of the gene klf5b, whose product is annotated as Kruppel like factor 5b. Gene Ontology annotation, molecular function: DNA-binding transcription factor activity, RNA polymerase II-specific; RNA polymerase II cis-regulatory region sequence-specific DNA binding. Gene Ontology annotation, biological process: regulation of transcription by RNA polymerase II. NCBI's taxonomy places the organism in Eukaryota, Metazoa, Chordata, Actinopteri, Perciformes, Serranidae. The record is from RefSeq and is a predicted model, not a curated record.
GAAUGAGCGUUUGACAGCUGGCUCCCUGCUCGUUACAGAUUGUUUCGAAACAAAAGAACACCUAUGCUUAAUUUAUUUGUGAAAGAUUUCGGAUAGUCACACACAGUACCUCCGCUUUUAUGGCCGCUGCCGUGAGGAAUAAUGUUUGGGUUGCUCCGGGGCAGGACGCGCAGUUUCUCCAUAAACCCGCCGCGCCGCUGACAGCCGACGGGCUGAGAGGUGAAGAUUACGGACAAGUGCUCUGCAACACGAGGGAUGCCAUCCCGGGAACUUCCUCUUUCCAUGAUUAUAAUUUGGGUAAAUCAGAGAUGGACAGCUACCUGUCUCCGCACCAACAGGACAUAGUGAACUCCAAAAUGCUGUGCAGGGACAGCGCUCUGAUGCUUGAGCCGCCUUUCAGCGAGGACUUUGCCCCUCCGUACAGCGUCAACAUGAGCCUGCUCCUUCCUGACGUCACGUACCUGCACCCUGGUCUCUGCAGGACUGUGAGACAGAUCAAAACAGAGCCGUCACACUCUCUGAUGCACCCCACCUGUCAGGGCAACAGUGGAGUGCCACCAACACUCCCAGAAUACCCAGGUGUUUUCAGUGCGCCCGACGCAGCCAGCGGUAAAUUCUUCAUUAAACAAGAAGUGCCAGAUUUCCAGGAUGUCCCGCUGUUUCAGCUUUUGAACUCUGACUUGGAGCAGCUCGUUCACGGGUCGCAGCUGAACUCCAUGCCCAUGGCUCAGUUAAGUCUUCCCAUUGGGAACGUCCACAUAGGUACGGCGCCGAAUCCCGCAAAACACACGAGCAGCCCUCAGAACGAAUGUUUCCCAUUUAAUCGACACUUGGGCCAUCAGCAGAGACCAACCUAUUUGCCGCCCUCGCCGCCAAACUCAGAUCCCCCGAGUCCAGACAGGGGGAAGGAGCUUCUUCACAAUCUGUCCCCGCCUCCCUCCUACGAAGCCAGCAUCGCCUCCAAGUUAACUUUUCAGACCCAUAAUCCCAAUGACCCAGCACAGACAUCUAGUGUAGCUCCGAUCCAGAGCCCAGAUCAAAAUUCUAAUGCUGGAUUAGUCCAAAGUCCUGCACCAGUCCAGCGUUCAAGCCUGACACCAGUUCAGACGACGGCAGGUGUUGGCCCGCUGUCACCAGUGUUAGCCCAGCCGGCUUCGGUUAAGUACAACAGGAGAAAUAAUCCUGAUCUGGAGAGACGGCGGAUUCAUCACUGUGAUGUUCCAGGGUGCAGAAAAGUAUACACCAAGUCUUCUCAUUUAAAAGCUCAUCUGCGGACCCACACAGGAGAGAAGCCGUACCAGUGCUCCUGGGAGGGAUGUGAGUGGCGCUUUGCCCGCUCCGACGAGCUGACUCGCCAUUUCAGGAAACAUACCGGGGUGAAGCCUUUCCAGUGUGGCGUGUGCAACCGCUGUUUCUCCCGCUCUGAUCACCUGGCCCUGCACAUGAAGAGACACCAGAGUUAGAAACCCUCUCCUGCAAAUCAAGUUUUAUUUUCCAGCAAACGUGGACAAAGAAACCCGCACUUGCAUAUCAGCAAAUUAAAAACUAUGGAUUAUUUCAAACGCUCCACAGAGGAGCCAUUCUUAAAUAAUUGUUUCUUUUAUUGUAAAAAGAUUAAAUAUUACUGUUGCCUUAUUUUAUUUCCACACACGUAUGCCCUAAUAUUGGGGGACAUUUUGCAAAGAUGUCAGUCAAAGAUCUGUAGCCAAAUGUAAUAAUUAAAUAAUAUUUAGCCUUUAUUUUAAUUAAAUUUCUUUGCACUGAGAGGUACAGUACUGUGCAAAA